AUGGCACCAUCCGUACAGCAGAUCCUAGAGGAUACCCCCUCAGUGUUGCCCGAGAAGAUUGCCGCUGUUGUCAAAGAAGUUCCCAAAUUGAAGGAGGAAAGACAGACGCAAAGGCAAACUCUCUUCUAUUACUCGAAAGCACUUACUAACAACCACCAGUACCCCCAAUAUCUGCCAACCUGGAACCACGGCCAGAAAUACUCUCCAUUGCAGCCCUUCAUUCAUACCGAGCAUGGCAAAAAUGCCGACGCAACGUUCCCCAACCUCCUACCCCAAGGUAGUAAGGCCAAAAAGCUAACUCCAACCAUUGGCUCCGAAGUCACCGGUGUUCAACUCAGCAAGCUCGACGCUGCUGGCAAAGACCAGCUCGCUCUCUUCGUCGCUCAGCGAAAGGUAGUAGCGUUCCGUGAUCAAGACCUCGCCGAUCUCCCUCUACAAGAAGCUCUUGACUUCGGGGGGUAUUUUGGGAGGCACCACAUCCAUCCUACGAGUGGGAGUCCAGAAGGCUUCCCGGAACUGCACAUCGUGCACCGAUACGGUGCUCCGGGAACAUCUGAGUUUGACUCCUUCCUCGCCGGCCGUAACAGCAGCACGUCGUUCCAUAGCGACGUCUCGUACGAGGCACAGACUCCCGGCACGACAUUCCUAUACAUUUUCGACAGCCCGGAAGAGGGUGGCGACACCGUUUUCGCAAACCAGGUCGAGGCGUAUAAUCGUCUCAGUGAGCCGUUGAAGGAAAGGCUGCAUGGGUUGAAGGCUGUGCAUUCGGGGUUUGAGCAGGCGCAGUAUAGUAGGGAUAAGGAGGGGGUUGUGAGGAGGGAGCCCGUCAAGAACGAGCAUCCGAUUGUGAGGACGCAUCCUGCGACUGGGGAGAAGGCGCUUUUUGUGAACCAGGGUUUUACGCGCAGCAUUAUUGGAUUGAAGAAGGAAGAGUCUGAUGCUCUGCUAGCAUUCUUGUUCAACCACAUCAGUCGAGGAAUUGACUGGCAAGCUCGCGUGAGGUGGGCGCCAAAGACCGUUGUUGUGUGGGAUAACCGUGUUACGGUCCAUUCAGCUACUCUGGAUUGGAGCUCUGGCGAACGUCGCCACCUUGCUCGAAUCACGCCGCAGGCUGAGAUCCCUUUUGAAACUCCGUAUGUCAAGCCUGAAGAGGAACUCAAGGCAUAA
Lachnellula hyalina is the source of this 1167-nucleotide messenger RNA. Its product is annotated as Alpha-ketoglutarate-dependent sulfonate dioxygenase. The record is from RefSeq and is a predicted model, not a curated record. Gene Ontology annotation, cellular component: cytoplasm. Bases 1 to 1167 code for a protein of 388 amino acids. The transcript is spliced from 4 exons. Gene Ontology annotation, molecular function: 2-oxoglutarate-dependent dioxygenase activity. Lineage: Eukaryota; Fungi; Ascomycota; Leotiomycetes; Helotiales; Lachnaceae.